AUGAAUAUGUCAUUUGGAAACGAUGCCUAUCAGAUUAAGAUGACCCACGUGACAGCAGAUUGCACUACUCCAGGUUCUGUUGAUCAUUCUGACCAGCCUCAGUGCCACAUGAAUACGUCAUUUGCAAACGAUGCCCCUCAGAAACAGAUGACCCACGUGACAGCAGAUUGCACUACUCCAGGUUCUGUUGAUCAUUCUGACCAGCCUCAGUGCCACAUGAAUACGUCAUUUGCAAAUGAUGCCCCUCAGAAACAGAUGACCCACGUGACAGCAGAUUGCACUACUCCAGGUUCUGUUGAUCAUUCUGACCAGCCUCAGUGCCACAUGAAUACGUCAUUUGCAAACGAUGCCCCUCAGAAACAGAUGACCCACGUGACAGCAGAUUGCACUACUCCAGGUUCUGUUGAUCAUUCUGACCAGCCUCAGUGCCACAUGAAUACGUCAUUUGCAAACGAUGCCCCUCAGAAACAGAUGACACUUAUACCACAGAUUUUUUGA
Knipowitschia caucasica is the source of this 498-nucleotide messenger RNA. Lineage: Eukaryota; Metazoa; Chordata; Actinopteri; Gobiiformes; Gobiidae. The record is from the annotation of a GenBank genome assembly.